Molecule: messenger RNA, 882 nt
Organism: Fulvia fulva
Lineage: Eukaryota; Fungi; Ascomycota; Dothideomycetes; Mycosphaerellales; Mycosphaerellaceae
Exons: 1
Coding region: 1-882 (293 amino acids)
Molecular function (GO): hydrolase activity
Source: RefSeq, a predicted model, not a curated record
AUGUCCUCCACCACCACUACAGGCUCAGGCAUUGGCAUGUCCUCCUGCUGCCUCUCCGGCAAGCUCGCAGACACGACCAAAACCCCCUCAGGCAAAGAAGAAGAAAUCGGCGGUCUGCAAGUCUACGUCGCCCGCCCUGAGAACGACAGCGUAACCAAAUCCGUCAUCUUCCUCGCCGACAUCUUCGGUUGGCGCCUCCCUAACGUCCGCCUCCUCGCAGACAACUACGCCAAAUCCGGCUUUACCGCUUACAUUCCCGAUAUCCAUGACGGCGAUUUCCUCCCUAUUGAUUUCUUGGAUACUGCGGAGCCACCUUUGCCGAAGAGGGAGGCGAGGAGCUUGACAGAUUCUGCGGCCGCUACGGCGUCCAUUGGGGCGAUGCUGGGGCCUUGGUUGAUCAAACAUCGAGAGGCGGUUGCAAGGCCGGUUAUUGAGGGGUUUAUUAAUCACGUCAGAGGCGUGCCGGGCACGGAUAAGGUGGGUGCCAUUGGGUUUUGUUGGGGCGGGAGGUAUGCUAUUCUUGCGGCGCAGAAGCCGUUCUCGGGUGCCGAGGGACGGGGUGUGGAUGCGGCGUAUGCGUGUCAUCCGAGUCUUGUUGCGAUUCCGGGAGAUUUCGACCCCGUUGUGGUACCUCUCAGCUUAGCAGUGGGAGACAAGGACUCGCUGUUGAGUAAUGAGCAGGUCGAGGAGAUUAGGAGUGCGUUGCAGAAGAAGGAGAAGGGCGAGCAGGGGGAGAAAAUCUCGGCGAGUGAGAUUGAGGUAUAUCAGGAUCAGAUUCAUGGCUUUGCGUUAAGGGGUGAUUGGAGUGCGGCGAAGGAUAAGAAGGCUAUGGAUGAGGCGGAGAAGCAGGGGAUUAAGUGGUUUGAGAAGUAUCUGGCGUAG